GGGUUGCUGGUCUUUAUGAUUACGGACCACCCGGCAGUGCAUUACAAGCCAACAUACUAGAUUUAUGGCGUCGACAUUUUGUCUUGGAAGAAGAUAUGCUCGAAGUCGACUGCACAAUUAUGACACCCUCGGAUGUGCUAAAAACCUCGGGUCACGUGGACAAAUUUGCUGAUUGGAUGGUCAAAGACCCAAAGACUGGUGAAAUAUUUCGUGCUGAUCAUUUGGUUGAAGCGACUCUCGAGGCGAGAUUAGAAGGAGAUAAACGAGCGAGCGCUUCAGAAUUGGAUAAUGUUCCUAAAGAUGCUGAUGAUAAAUCCGCCGAACAAGACAAGAAAAAAAGAAAGAAGGGUAAAGUGCAGGCAGUAAAGUUGAGUGAUCCGGUGAAGGCUGAAUAUGAAGAAAUUUUAGCAAAGAUUGACAAUUACACUGGCCCGGAACUGGGAGAACUGAUGCAUAAGUAUAACAUAAAAAAUCCAGAGACCGGUGGUGAUCUUACCGAGCCAGUCGAAUUUAACUUAAUGUUUGAGAGUAGCAUUGGACCAACUGGUGGUCUGAAAGGAUAUCUACGUCCUGAAACUGCACAAGGACAAUUCCUUAAUUUCAAAAGACUUUUAGAGUUCAAUAAUGAAAAGAUGCCUUUCGCUUCUGCUUCGAUCGGUCGUUCUUUUAGAAAUGAGAUUAGUCCAAGAGCUGGACUUCUUCGAGUCAGAGAAUUUGUGAUGGCAGAAAUUGAACAUUACGUUGACCCACUAAAAAAAGAUCAUCCUCGAUUUAACGAG
This is a messenger RNA of Ambispora leptoticha, 779 nucleotides long. NCBI's taxonomy places the organism in Eukaryota, Fungi, Glomeromycota, Glomeromycetes, Archaeosporales, Ambisporaceae. The record is from the annotation of a GenBank genome assembly.